UGACACCGUAUCUCUAGGGAGCACGGGCUCCUCUGCGACGUCGUCUUUGGUCGCCACCUCUCCAUCGCCUUGCCUCCUCUGCUCCUUUGGCUCCCUCUCUCGGAGUGAAAACUGCCGAUAUAGCUCUCCGCCGAGCAGCUGCGUGUUGGUUCUCCGUCGCGUUCCGGUUGCUGCUGCUGCUGUAGUUUUCAUUUGGCUAUGUUGGUGCGUUGCGGAUUCUCCUGCAAGUCUGCGAGUUGAUUGAUCCUUGGCGUCUAGGGUUUCGGAGCUCGAAAUGGCAGAUAAUCCGAGAGGGAGGGUAACUAUCACUCUCGGGCGCACUGGCCAGGUAGUGAAGAGGCCUGCAAGUGUAUCAAACGAUUUGGUUGAUCCUAUGCCUUCUGCUGGGAGCAAGCGCUCCAUCAGAGAUAGGCUUGGUAGUAACGGAGAUGCUUCCUUGGCACACAGAAGCCAAAUGAGCAGUAAACGUCAACGUGGAGAUACUGCGAUGCUGAACCGGAGUUCCAAUGGUUUAGAUGAUGCUCGUAUUGAUAAAGGUGACCUCCGGUAUAUGCUGAUGCAAAAGAAUGUCCGGAGACGAGCUGAAAGUGAUGAGGAAAGGAAGGUAGCUGACCUUCGUGAGAAGCUGGUAAAGACAGCUUAUCCCCCAGCAUCUACUCCUGACGCACGGCAGCGCAUGCCUGAAAGGAAGGAAAAUGGUUACCAAAUGGGUCACUCUAGAAUGCCUCCGGCACGAAGUGCUAAUGAUUUGUCUCAGUCAGAUCGUAUGAGAAGCCCUUACUCUCCUUGGUCCAUGGAACAUUUAAGACGAAGAUCCCCCGAAAGAUAUGUAAGUAGCUCUAGGCCCCGUUCCCCGCAAAGGAAUAUGGAAGAAAUGCAGAGAAGACCAGUCACGAGGACACCAGAUGAUGUCAGGUCUGUUCCCUAUGCGAGAAGAGAUGUUCUUGAUCCCCCUAGACCGAUGAGUACAGCCUACGUGGCAAAUUCCAAACAUCCUGCCGCAACUGCGAGGCCUUCACCACAUUUGGCACAAAAUCCUCCUCCAAGUGGGAGCUUACCGAGAAGUUCACUCAGGAUUGAGGAACACCAAACUGUUGAUGGGUUGUUAAAUGCAUUAGAGUUGGGAAAGUAUGCCAUUAUUUUCAAGGCCGAGGAAGUGGACAUGGCAGCAUUAAAGCAGAUGGGAGAACACGACCUUAAAGAGCUCGGAAUUCCAAUGGGUCCAAGGAAGAAGAUUCUUCAAGCGAUCACACCUCGGCCGAAACGGCAACACUGAGGGCUCCUAUCCUUCAACUGAACUCAUCUUUUCUAUUUUUUUGACCGUUGGGAAGGACAAGGGAGCCCCAUUGUAGACAAUACAGUUACCUGGCAGAAUCAGUGUGUAUCUCAGGUUGGAUUAGAGGAUGGCCCGAGAAGCCAUAUGGUAGAGAACGAAGAUUUGUUUAGCUUUUACUUUUGGUAUGUUGAGUGAUGGUUGGUUAAUGGAACGGGAGGUUGGCUUCUUCUGGGCAGAAAUUUUGGGAUGUAAAAACCGUUUUCCCAGCUUAAAUUCUUUCACAAAAAUUUUAAGUGGAUA
Molecule: messenger RNA, 1576 nt
Organism: Punica granatum (pomegranate)
Lineage: Eukaryota; Viridiplantae; Streptophyta; Magnoliopsida; Myrtales; Lythraceae
Source: RefSeq, a predicted model, not a curated record